AUGACUUUCAGUUCAUCAAUAUCUUCACCUUCCGAUUCAUCAUUUACAUUGUUUGCUUCAUCCAAAACCAUUUGGACUAUUUCAUCAUCAUCUAAAGGCUUUUCUGUCAAACUCAAUUCAUUAUCAUUGACAUAUUCCAAAAAUUUCACAACCAUAAGAUACAUAGAUGAAGUCAUUAAAGAUAAUAAAUUAAGGGAAAAAAGAAUUUUUUGCCUUAUAUUAAUAGGUCAUUAUAUUAUCCAACGUCAGUUUGAAUUAUUUAGUGGUAAUCUAUUUUUACCUUCAAAUUUUGGAUCAAUUUUAUUACUUGAAGCAAUUGAAAAAAUUCAGCCGGACACUUUACCACCUGGACAUGAACAAGAAAUUACAUUGGCAGUAUCUGCCAUAUGUCGCCACUUGGCCAGCAUAAAUAGUUUUGCAUGGCUUAAAAUUUUUGCUUUAGCAGAUAUUGUUGACCCUAAUUAUAAUUUCUUAGAUGCUUUGGUUGAUAUUGAUUUAAAUGAUGAACAAAUGAAAAAAUUAUUUAAAUAUCUUCCUAAGCAAGUUUUAACUUAUGUUGAUAGAAUUGAAGAUGAUUUAAUUUAUUCUAAAGUUGCUCAGUGGCUGAUUGGAUUAUGCAACACAAUGGACACAUUAAUUACAAUGUGGAAUGACUUUAUUGAUCAUAAAAGAGAAAAAGAGGAAUUAAUAGUAUAUGCCUUCACUAAUUCAUUUCAAAGAACUAUUGCUUCUGACGGUCCAGUAGAUUUAUUGGAAGAUUAUGAAAAAGUUCCCAAUAAUUUGAAAGAAAUAUUGGCAGAACCAUUCCGUAAAAAAGUUUUAAGUUUAUUGAAUGCUCAAAUCAAUUGGACUGAAGUAUACAUAAAACCAAUUUCAAUGUUAUUUUUCAACAAGUUGCUAAAAUGGAAGAAAGCAGAUGUUAUCAAUUCACUAGAUUGUAUUUCUAAAUCAAAUCAUCCAAAAUUAUUAAUUUUCUUUACUAAAAUAUUGGAUCACUAUCUUAAAUAUUUUAAAGAUAAUGUAGAUGAAAUAGCUGAAGAGGAUGGUAAUGAAGAAGACGAAGAUGAAAAAAAUGAACUUUUUGAAAAAAAAGAGCUGAAAGAUGAAGAUAUCCCUUUUAUUUGUGGUCGGUGGUAUCAAAUGAGAUUGAGUAAGGUCAACGAAUCUUCUAAAGCUUAUGUUAAUGAGGAAUGGAAAAUUGUGCAUUCAAUAUUAUAUGAUUUUUCUUACAUUUUGCCAAUAAUUGAAAAUCAAAAUGAAAUUUACAAGAAAUUAUUCAUCUUUACCAUGGACAAAAUUAAAAAUUUUACUGAAGUUAGAGUGUUAAGUACUACUUCACAUAUCAAAGAAUUACAUCCAAAAAUUAUACAUAGAUUUGGUAUAAUGAUCAAAGAAAUGCUAAAUAACAUGAUAAAAAUCCCUGAUGUACAUCUUAUUACUAAAAUGUCUCAUGUUUGUGGAUUUUACUCAACGCCAGUUCUAGGACUUGAGAAAAAGGGAAUUUUAAGUUGUAAACCAAAUAAAAUUUUGAUUGAUGCAUUAGGAUUUUUACUUCUUAUCGCACCAUUAACCACUUUACUUCCACUUGCUGCGUUAACUGGUCACUAUGCCGAUCAAAAUGAUUUAGAAAUGGCUAUGAUGUUUCAUAGGUCACAUUAUUUUAUUUGGGUUGUUUGGGGAUUGGUUCUUUUAAUUUUAAUUGCUCUUUCUUGGUUUAAACUGACGUCAACGGUUUUGAAAAAUAUCAAAGAAUCAAGAAAAAAAGAGAUUACUUUCAAAAUCAAA
Entrophospora sp. SA101 is the source of this 1785-nucleotide messenger RNA. NCBI's taxonomy places the organism in Eukaryota, Fungi, Glomeromycota, Glomeromycetes, Entrophosporales, Entrophosporaceae. The record is from the annotation of a GenBank genome assembly.